AUGGAACAACAGUAUGCGCAAAUCUAUGCGUCGCCUUGGUCGGCGGUGGGAUUGGGAAUUGAUUUGUUUUUGUUGGGGUUGCCGUUGAAGGCGGUGGGAGAGCUCUGUUUGCCGUGGAGGAGGAAGGUGGUUGUGGGAAUUGUAUUUUUGACAGGCAUUUUUGCGUGCAUAGCUUCCACGCUGAGCGUUUAUUAUCGAUUCAUCAACAAACAGAGUAAUACGAAAGAUACGACGUAUGCUCUUCAGAACGUUAUUAUCUGUUCAUUGGCAGAAAUGUUCAUCGGAGUAAUUGUUUCCUGUAUGCCUGCAACAUGGAAUCUUCUCCGUCAAUGUAUUCCACAUUUCUUGGCUUUAAAAUCGAAACUCUCAUUUGCAUCGGGGAGUUUCUGGAAAAAUGGUGGAGAUUCGCUUUCGCGAGGUGAGGUUAGUUCCGAAAAGAGUCACCAGGCAGCUGGUGGAUUGCAUGACAAAACGAAUAAUUCGUUGAAGGGCUCUUGGGAGGAAGAGAGACUUGCGAAAUUGGGGGUUGAGCUUGCGAGGCUGGGAAAGGCGAAGGUGUAUUUUGGGAAGGAGAAAAGGCAUGGUUGGGCAGAUGUAGCGCACGAUGAGAGUUAUCUGCAGCGGGAUGCUUGGUGA
This is a messenger RNA of Botrytis deweyae, 636 nucleotides long. RefSeq lists its product as uncharacterized. The record is from RefSeq and is a predicted model, not a curated record. NCBI's taxonomy places the organism in Eukaryota, Fungi, Ascomycota, Leotiomycetes, Helotiales, Sclerotiniaceae. Bases 1 to 636 code for a protein of 211 amino acids. The transcript has 3 exons.